AUGAACUCGUCAGUUGACCCAUGCUCCGAUUUUUACGAGUAUGCAUGUGGUCAGUGGAUACGGGGUCAUCCAAUUCCUGACGAUGCUCCUUCAGUGAGCAAUUUCGAGAACCUUGGACAAGAUCUCGAGUUCGCCUUGAAAGUUCUGGACCUCCAAAUAACUAUCGAUGCGGUUAAAUAA
This is a messenger RNA of Cooperia oncophora, 180 nucleotides long. The record is from the annotation of a GenBank genome assembly. Lineage: Eukaryota; Metazoa; Nematoda; Chromadorea; Rhabditida; Trichostrongylidae.